Trematosphaeria pertusa is the source of this 1113-nucleotide messenger RNA. RefSeq lists its product as uncharacterized. The coding region runs from base 383 to 820 and encodes 145 amino acids. NCBI's taxonomy places the organism in Eukaryota, Fungi, Ascomycota, Dothideomycetes, Pleosporales, Trematosphaeriaceae. The record is from RefSeq and is a predicted model, not a curated record. The transcript has 2 exons.
ACCGGGCAUAGCUGCGGAGAAAUCGCGGCUGAAACCGAGUAGGACACAAUCAAUCAAUCAAUCAAUCAUCCGACACCAGCCCGCGACCGAGCGCGUGCGUUGCGCAAUGCGAAGCAUGCGAUAGACCGUAUUCACGCCCCCCUCGUCCACCUCGUUGCGGCCAUCCCAUCCUCGAGUCCGCCGCCGUGUACCACAUCGCCGCCGACGCGAAUUACUACGUUGCCUUCGUCGAACAUACAGCCGUUUCCUAUUCCCCGUUACGCCGCGGUCAGAGAGUACUACAUACCAGGCUGAAGCUCAGAAAGAUCGGGGCGGCGUCCAGCAGCAGCCGUGACAGAUCUUGAGGCACACAUAACAGAGGAAUUCAAAGGGAAGCAUAAGGAUGGCCUCUUGUCAGAGUAUCCCCGCCGACCCGCGUCGUGUAUUACUUCGCGUCUCCGUUACCGACAUUCCUGGUUGUAAGCAAAAGCGCUUUCACACUCUAGGCAAUGAUUUCAGUCUGUAUCAGCUGAAAAGACCCAUUCGAGAUAAACCAAGCUUAUUGGGGUAUGACCACCCUCAUAUCCCUGGCGAAUUCGAUUCUGAGCAGCCCUUGAAGCGGUGGUUCAUCUACGACUUUAACGUAGAAGGGCCAUUGACGGAGGAGCAGACGUUAGCGUUGCCACACGACGUCUAUUUAGCGAGUAGACAAGGCCAAAACUGGGUCUUCGUUCAAAAGAAUGAGUGGGUUGAAAAGGCAAAACGUUCAAGCUCCUCUUAUAUCUGGGGUGGUAGAAAGGAGCAGGAACGGCUUUCUAAGCUGAGAGAAGCCUCGAAUUAGAACUUGUUCCUGCUAUACUGUAGUCGAGCGCGUACGAUUACUUACUAUUGAUUUAAGGGGUCUCAGGGGGGGUUUCUCCUUUGCAAGCGGGACAUUUCUCGUCGUCUUUGUCCUCUUGCCAAUCAUAAGUGUCUUAACGUUGAUCUGGCGGAUAGGUGAUUUGAUUCGCUUGUGCUGUGGCGCAUCGUGCUAUGUACACGACUGCGAGAUGUCCGCAUACUCCAAACUGGCCGCAAACAUUGUCGCACAUAUCGUAAUUUUAAGACACUGUGAAAUGAGAGGGUUUGGCGUUG